ACAAAUAAGUCCCUGUUACCAGAAACUGUCCCUAUUACGAGAAACUGGGCCAUUCUGGCCAGGACAGAAGGCUGGUUGUCCUGGCUGCUCUUCCAGAGCAGGGGGAGGAGCCUGCAGGGAUAAAUAGGCGGCCGCAGCUCCAGAGAAUCCAGCACUCCAAGUCAGCUCCUGAACUGUGAUCUGCAUGCAGCUCUCCGCACAGGGCAGAGUGGAGACGAUGUCGCUCCUCCUGGCUCUGGGGCUCUUGGUGGCUGGCUUCUGCCCUGCCAUCUUCUGCCACCCAGGGGGCCCAGCAGCCCGGGAGACUGUCCCCGAGGACAGAGACAACGGGAUGCAUGUGGACCACCUCCGACUGGCCUCCAGCAACGCCGACUUUGCCUUCAGCCUCUAUAAGCAGCUGGCUUUGAAAGCUCAGAACAAGAAUAUCCUCUUCUCCCCCAUGAGUGUCUCCACCGCGCUGGCCUUUGUGUCCCUGGGGGCCCGCAACACCACGUUGACAGAGAUCCUCCAAGGCCUCAAGUUCAACCUCACGGAGACCCCUGAGGCAGAAAUCCACCGGAGCUUCCAGCAUGUCCUGCGCACUCUCCAGCGGCCCGAUGACCGGCUGCAGCUUAGCAUAGGCAACGCCCUGUUCAUCCACGACCAGCUGAAGCUGUUGUCCAAGUUCACGGAGGAUGCCCGGGGCCUGUAUGCAGCUGAGACCAUCACCACCAACUUCCAGGACCCCACAGCUGCCGAGAGGCUCAUCAACGACUUCGUGAAGAAGGAGACCCAGGGGAAGAUCUCGGAGCUGGUGCAGGACCUAGGCUCGACGACCAUGAUGGUUCUGGUGAACUACAUCUUCUUUAAAGCCAAGUGGAAGAUGCCCUUUGACCCCCGUGACACCUUCGAGUCAAGUUUCUACCUGAAUAAGAGGGAGGAGGUGCAGGUGCCCAUGAUGAGCCUGGAGGGCCAGCACAUCCCCUACUUCCGGGACGAGGAGCUGUCCUGCACCGUGGUGGAGCUGCCCUACACAGGCAACGCCAGUGCGCUCCUCAUCCUCCCCGACAAGGGCAAGAUGCGCUCGGUGGAGGCUGCGCUGCUCCCGGAGUCGCUGAGGCGGUGGCGAGACUCCCUGCAGCCCAGGCGGAUAGACGAGUUCUACCUACCCAAGUUCUCCAUCUCGGGUGACUACCAGUUGGAAAGCAUCCUCCCUGAGCUGGGCAUCAGGGAGGUCUUCUCCCCAGAGGCAGACCUGUCAGGAGUCACGGGGGCCCAGGACCUGCAGGUCUCCCAGAUCUUCCACAAGGCUGUGCUGGAUGUGGCUGAGAAGGGCACAGAAGCCGCCGCCGCCACAGGAAUAAAGUUUAUCCUGACAUCUGGGAAAAUAGACCCAGUGAUCCUGAGCUUCAACAGGCCCUUUCUGAUGGCCAUCCUGCCCACAGGGAUGGACAACACGCUCUUCCUGGGCAAAGUCACCAACCCCAAGCAAGCCUAGAGCUCCCCACUGAGGGGCUCUGGUGAGGAGCCAGGGAAGAGGUUCCAGUGAGCGUCCAGGCCUGCCUGGUCUGUGCCUACUCGGAGGGUGCUGGGACUACCUGUGCUGAUCUGCACACACAGGGAGCCUUCCAACGGCUUCUUCCGAGGCCUCCUGACAGCAGCAAGCCACCUUCCCAGACGCUUUCCUGUGCUUCCCUGCUGAGCGCCUGCCUCCCUGACGUCUGCCUGUGCCCCAGAGCCAAGGCCCCGACCUCCCAGGGCCACAUGAGCUCUGGCCGAGCCCACCUGAGCCUGGGGCCCAGGACUAGAGCCCUCUCUUGGCCCCAGUGCCACCCUCCACCUUUCCCUCACCAGGACCAGGCUCCGCCCGCUGCUGCCUCCUGCAGGGUCUCUGGCCAUGUCCACGUAUAGCUCAGGCCCCGGGCCUGUGAGCACAGUUAGAGGGAGACAUGGGAAGGGAUGGUAUAGGACAUGUCCGGAGUGGCCGCCAGGACAGCGCGCCCCAUUGCUUGGCAGCUGUUCCUCGAAUUUGCAAGCUCAGAAAUAAACCUGCCUCGAAUUACCUUCA
Molecule: messenger RNA, 2047 nt
Organism: Heterocephalus glaber (naked mole-rat)
Lineage: Eukaryota; Metazoa; Chordata; Mammalia; Rodentia; Bathyergidae
Product: alpha-1-antichymotrypsin
Molecular function (GO): serine-type endopeptidase inhibitor activity
Source: RefSeq, a predicted model, not a curated record